UAACAUUUGUAGCCCUCAAAUUAUGCUACUUGUUUGUGAUGAAUGCAAAUCAAAGAAAAAUCUCUUUAAACUUCUGCAACCACAAAAGCUUGCCAGUAAUGACGUGUAUCACUACCACCCUUAUCUUUUAAUUAAGGCUCUGAAACUGAUAUGCACCGUUUACCCAAAUACGAACAAGUGAUUUGCGUCAUCCGAGCCAUUUUUUUAGAGCGAAGGAACAAAUAUUUGGUGGGAUCUGUAAGGUGAGCUCUUUACGUGCACCAUUACAAUCUCAGUUUGUGUAAGCUCUGGAACUGUCAUUUAGAAGAACUGAACCUUAGGUGUUUUCCACUAAGUUCACCGUCCUAUCCACCCCUAGAUCUGUAUAUGAAUUGGGGUCCAAUGGAUUCAGAUGAAAUUAGUUCUGCAGAAAUCCAUGUCGUGGUGAUGCCUCUCCUCGCACAGAGUCACAUGAAUCAGCUCCUGCAUUUCUGCACAGCCAUAGCCGGACGAGGACUAAGCGUAUCGUUCGUGGCCACCUCCACCCAUAUUCACCAGGUCCGCCACCGUUUCGAAGGUUGGAACCUUCACAACUUCAAUAUUCGUUUCGAGGAACUGCCCAUGUCAGAAUUACCAGAUGGAGAGCCCAGCGCUGGAAGCACACAUAUGUUUCCCGUCCAUCUGGCUUCUCUAUUUGAUUGCGCGGACCUCCUACGCCCUCAAAUGGACAGCUUUCUAUGCAAAAUCUGUUCCUCCAAUAUCCAGAAAGUCGUGAUGGUGUACGAUGUGCAUAUGGGAUGGGUUCAGCCAUUGGCCGACAAGUAUGAAAUUCCAGCCUAUGAAUACAUGCCUGUGGGAAUUUAUCCCGCACUCUGGUUUGCCCAUAAACGGAUCGGCACUGAAUUCGCAGGGUUAGAGUUUUCGAGUCUUAAAGUGCCGCUUUUCCGGACCAUAACUGAACAACAUUUGAGGUUCUUGGAGCACCAGGAAUCGUUCCGCGGGCCUGCUAAAGGAACAAUCUUCAACACAUUCCGAGCAAUUGAACCAGUACGAUUCAUUGACUUGGCCGAGGAGAGGAAAGUUUUUGGCGACAAGCCUGUGUGGACAGUGGGUCCUCUCCUUCCCCAACAAUUGUUGAGCGAGGAACCGGCUGCGGCAUUGAGGACGGAUUGCGAGUGCACGAGAUGGUUAGACAACCAUCCUCCGGCGUCCGUUUUGUACGUCUCUUUUGGCAGCGUUUCUUCUUUGCCCGCAGAACAAAUCCAGGAAGUGGCAGUGGGAUUGGAGCGCAGUGGACAACCUUUCGUGUGGGUACUUAGGUCCUCCGACACAUCCAGUUUUUCCGCGGAAGCGGAUUCGAAUGGGAUAUGUGAGUUUCUGCCUGAAGGGUACGAGAGCCGAAUACGAGGACGCGGCUUUAUUGUGACCAAGUGGGCGCCUCAGCUUGAGAUACUGUUCCACAACUCCACGGGAGGAUUUUUAACACAUUGUGGGUGGAAUUCGACGGUGGAGAGCAUCUGCGCAGGAGUGCCCAUUGUCGCCUGGCCUCUGCAUUCCGAUCAGUUCGCCAACGCUAAGCUUUUAGCUUGCGAGUUGAAGAUAGGUGUGGAAGUGAAGGAAUGGAGUAAUACAGAGGAGUACGAGAUGGUAAGUGCGGAGGAGGUCCAAGUGGCCGUGAAACGAUUGAUGGUGAGUGAGGAGGGAAUGCAAAUGCGGAAGAGGGCGCAGGAUUUGAGAGCUCAAACCCGGAUGGCGAUUGCGGAUGGAGGCUCUUCGUCCGACCAAUUCGAUUCCCUUAUCGAUCACUUCUCCCAUUAAAGCAAAAGAUCCAUUUGCUAGCAAAAGAUCCCAAUUCUACGCUCUCACUUAGCUCCUUUUCUGAAUUUCUGUCUGUUUCUGCUUUACAAAUGUCAGAAUCUCUAUGUUUAUAUUAAAAAU
Messenger RNA from Cryptomeria japonica (Japanese cedar), 1917 nucleotides. Its product is annotated as zeatin O-xylosyltransferase. The transcript has a single exon. Gene Ontology annotation, molecular function: UDP-glycosyltransferase activity. The record is from RefSeq and is a predicted model, not a curated record. NCBI's taxonomy places the organism in Eukaryota, Viridiplantae, Streptophyta, Pinopsida, Cupressales, Cupressaceae. Bases 367 to 1797 code for a protein of 476 amino acids.